Messenger RNA from Phytophthora nicotianae INRA-310, 924 nucleotides. RefSeq lists its product as hypothetical. The transcript is spliced from 3 exons. NCBI's taxonomy places the organism in Eukaryota, Oomycota, Peronosporomycetes, Peronosporales, Peronosporaceae. The coding region runs from base 1 to 924 and encodes 307 amino acids. The record is from RefSeq and is a predicted model, not a curated record.
AUGAAGGGCCGCCUAGAUGAAACGAAGGAGGGAGAGGAUUUUUUCGUCGGGGAGGAGGCGCUGAUGGCUUACGGGAGGCGAAUAGGGCGUCUGCUACGCGCUGUGUCUGGUUUAGCAGCCACGGGUCGACCACCGACGGGCAAGAACGCGUCAUACUCUGCUAUCGGGAUGGAACCGCCUUCUCGAAAUUCUCCAACGACCCCUCCCUCUACGUCUACACCAAGAUCUUCCAUCCCGAUAGAAGAAACAUCUCGUACGUCGGUUUCGUCUCCUAUUCUGGAUGCUACAGAACAAGAGGUUGGAACGACCCCUGCUAUUCUGGAGGGUACAGAAUAUGCGCGCAACAACCACGACGAUGAGGCGAAGAGCGAGAGCGAUGUUCAUGAAGCCGCUCCAGCUUCUGUGGCGUUCGAUGUAUUCGACAGUGAUGAGUUUCUGGAAGGGAUGAGGUCUGAGAAGUUGUUCGGGCCUACAGAUGCGGACGACGUGAACAUGAUGAACAUGUCAGACACCAGUGACUCUGAUUCGGACGCAGACGACGAAGAUGUUAUGGCAGACAAUGAAACUCGACAUGACGCUGGCGAAGGUGUGGAAGACGUAGAUGCCGUUGACAUGGAUGACGCUGAUGCUGUUGACUACAAACUGGACAUGACGGACGAUGAACUGCGCGAUAUCGCCGAAUCGGGAUGGACAAUCUACGAUGAAGAACAUUGCGGCGACCUACAAUUGAACGCUACUACAGACUAUUGUAGCGGCCACUGGGGCCCAACCCGCUCUGCAGUUGCGUACGCGGAGUCUCCGUUGGCCAUGUUUUUUCUAUUUUCUCCCCAAAUGAGCUUUGGAUUCGAAUUGCGGACGAGACCAAUCGAUACCGACAACAAAGCAUUGGCGCAGUCGCCGCUUCUGGGAGAGCUAAAAUGCUAG